Molecule: messenger RNA, 3910 nt
Organism: Camelus dromedarius (Arabian camel)
Lineage: Eukaryota; Metazoa; Chordata; Mammalia; Artiodactyla; Camelidae
Gene: MCMBP
Product: minichromosome maintenance complex binding protein
Exons: 16
Coding region: 260-2188 (642 amino acids)
Biological process (GO): DNA-templated DNA replication
Molecular function (GO): chromatin binding
Source: RefSeq, a predicted model, not a curated record
GGCAGCGCGGUCGGCGGCGCCUAUUUCCCGCCAUUGUGCGAAGUGGAGGUUGGGGUCCCGCACGCGCCGCCUGCCCGUCGCCGGCAGCUCCUCGGCUGCCGCCGCCACAGCCGCGGUUCUCUGAGGCUCGGGGAGGCCGGGCGGCCCGUGCCGCGAGGCUCACCCUGCGUGGGAGGGUGCGGACGAGGAGCGGCCGAGCCCCAGCGGAGGAGCCGCGGCGCCGGACGCCGGGCCGCGCCGGCCCCGGCCCGUCGGCGAGAUGCCCUGUGGAGAGGAUUGGCUGAGCCACCCGCUGGGGAUCGUGCAGGGCUUCUUCGCUCAAAAUGGAGUUAAUCCUGACUGGGAGAAGAAAGUAAUUGAAUAUUUUAAGGAAAAGCUGAAGGAAAAUAAUGCUCCUAAAUGGGUACCAUCAUUGAAUGAAGUUCCCCUUCAUUAUUUGAAACCUAACAGUUUUGUGAAGUUCCGUUGCAUGAUUCAGGAUAUGUUUGACCCUGAAUUUUACAUGGGAGUUUAUGAAACUGUUAACCGAAACACAAAAGCACGUGUUCUUCAUUUUGGAAAAUAUAGAGAUGUAGCAGAGUGUGGGCCUCAGCAAGAAGUUGAUUUAAACUCUCCACGAACUACCACUUUGGAAAGACAGACUUUCUAUUGUGUUCCAGUGCCUGGAGAAUCUAUGUGGGUAAAAGAAGCCUAUGUUAAUGCAAACCAAGCUCGAGUCAGUCCUUCAACAUCCUACACUCCCAGUCGCCACAAGAGGAGUUAUGAAGAUGAUGAAGAUAUGGACCUACAGCCCAACAAACAGAAAGAUCAACAUGCAGGUGCCAGACAAGCAGGGGGUGUUGGUGGUCUUCAGUGGUGUGGAGAGCCAAAGCGUUUAGAAACUGAAGCUUCUACUGGGCAGCAGCUGAACUCCCUGAACCUCUCUUCUCCCUUUGAUCUGAAUUUUCCACUGCCAGGAGAGAAGGGUCCUGCCUGCCUCGUGAAGGUCUAUGAAGACUGGGAGUGUUUUAAAGUAAAUGAUGUUCUCGAGUUAUAUGGCAUACUAUCUGUGGAUCCUGUGCUAAGUAUACUGAAUAAUGAUGAAAGGGACGCCUCUUCACUGCUGGAUCCAAUGGAAUGCACGGACACGGCCGAAGAACAGCGGGUGCACAGCCCUCCUGCCUCCCUGGUGCCGAGAAUCCACGUGGUCUUAGCCCAGAAGCUGCAGCACAUCAAUCCGUUACUGCCUGCUUGCCUUAACAAGGAGGAGAGCAAAACCUGUAAGUUUGUUUCCAGUUUCAUGUCUGAAUUGUCUCCAGUCAGAGCAGAACUGCUGGGGUUCCUCACUCACGCCCUUCUGGGAGACAGUUUGGCUGCUGAAUACCUUAUAUUACAUCUCAUCUCUACAGUAUAUACAAGAAGAGAUGUUCUUCCACUGGGAAAAUUUACUGUUAACUUGAGUGGUUGCCCACGGAAUAGUACCUUCACAGAACACCUGUAUCGAAUUAUUCAACAUCUAGUUCCAGCAUCUUUUCGUCUGCAGAUGACUAUAGAAAACAUGAACCGCUUGAAAUUCAUUCCCCACAAAGACUAUACAGCCAAUCGUUUGGUCAGUGGGCUCCUUCAGCUGCCCAGCAAUACUUCUCUCAUCAUUGACGAGACUCUCCUGGAGCAGGGGCAGCUCGACACGCCAGGUGUUCAUAAUGUGACUGCCUUGAGCAAUCUAAUAACUUGGCAGAAGGUGGAUUACGACUUCAGCUACCACCAGAUGGAAUUCCCUUGUAAUAUCAACGUUCUUAUUACUUCAGAGGGGAGAUCACUCCUGCCGGCAGACUGCCAGAUCCACUUACAGCCACAGCUGAUUCCUCCCAACAUGGAGGAAUACAUGAACAGCCUCCUCUCAGCGGUGCUGCCUUCUGUGCUGAAUAAAUUCCGCAUUUAUCUGACCCUUUUGAGGUUCCUGGAUUAUAGUAUAUCUGAUGAAAUAACCAAGGCAGUUGAAGAUGACUUCGUGGAAAUGCGCAAGAAUGAUCCUCAGAGCAUUACUGCUGACGACCUGCACCAGUUGCUCAUUGUAGCUCGGUUUCUGUCUCUCAGUGCUGGUCAGACAACGUUGUCAAGAGAACGAUGGCUAAGAGCAAAACAGCUAGAGUCCUUAAGAAGAACCAGACUUCAACAGCAGAAAUGUGUGAAUGGAAAUGAACUUUAAAGAUCUGACACCUAUGAAAAAGUAAUGGGCAGAUUAUAGCCACAUUAUUAUAAAAUUCAAGUAUCAUUUAUACCAUUUUUUUGUAGAUAAUUUGUAUCAAAAACCAAUGACUUUUCCUGAAAUCAAGCCUGGUAACAUCUAAAGUUUAUAUAAUAUUCAGUAAGGGCUUUUACCUUACUGAUUUUAUGGAGCUUUUGAAGUUUGUUUUAUAAUUAUAAAAAUUAGUAACGAUGUACAAAAAUGUAUUUGAUAUUAAAAGUUUAAUAUUGAUAAUGUUGCUGAUUAUACCAUUUCCUUAGCUUCAGCUAAGUCAUAGGACAGACUGUUGAAAUGCUAACAUCAACUUCAUCUGACGAAAAUUGUUGCAAUUCCAAAGUGAAGGGAAUUGUUCACUUCAGAUUUUUGUCUUUCCAGUGAACAGUGAGUCUGAUGUGUUUAGUGGUCCAAGUUUGGGGGAUGGCCAAAUGCCAUUAAUUCACAUGAUGAUGUGAAAUUCUGUAGUAUCAUUUCCCAAACAUCUGACCACAGCUUUUUUCCAUUUAACAGUUGUUAACAUGCAAAACAAGUCUUUUACAUGGCAGUGGUUCCCACACUUUUGGGUUUCAUGGACCAGUAAUAUUUCCAAAAAUUGUGGGGAUUGACAGGGUUGCCAAUUUAUUUUGCCAAGUAAUCUGAAAAGUCACUGUAUUAUCACCAUUUUUUUUCAUAAAAGGACAAUCUCAGAACAAGAGAUAGUUCUUUAAAUGGAAUAAAUGUAGCUUUUUGAAAAAAAAAAAAAAAACACUACAUUGUCCUUAUUUUUCUCACUUUACUCCAGUGCAUUUGGGAACCACUGUUUUAUGGGACUCACCUAAGGGAAUGCUUCCUGCCCUAUGACGUUGUUCUGCCCAAAUAUGAAGAGCGCAAAUCAAUUACCUUUUAAAAAAAUGCCUUCUUUAGGGAAAAAAUGGUUUUUAAUUCUUUUCCUAAUAAAUGUCAUUUAGUUGCUUUGAUGAUUACUUUGCAUUUUGAGCUUUUUAUAUAUAAGUUUAUCAACAAGUUCCAGAUGCGUCAGAUCAGCUAACACUAUCUGCUGGCCCAGGAACGCCCUGACAAAAGCUGUAGGCAGGCUUUCCCCAGACCAGCUAACAGCUGCGAGCUUUUACAGGAACAAAAAUACUACCCAUGGCUAGAAAGCAAAUUCUUACAGCGCAGUAGUUGUAACUGUGGCAUCAGGAAUCUCUGGAGGGGGCAGAACAUUAAGCUAUCACUGGCUAUAUCUAAAGAUUAGUUUCUUUUAGUCAGUAACUUAGUUGGAAACAUAAAAUUCUGCACGCGCACACACACACACCCCUAGGCCUAAACUGACACUGCUAACCAAGAAAACAGGGUCAGCUUUGAAAAAGGAGAAAUUUAUUAUGCCUGAUGAACUGAAGUGAAAAUUACUAGUUGUUUAACUUUUCCUAAAUUCAAAUCUAUUUUUAUAAACUAAUGUAAAUAAUCUGUUUAUAUUUAGAAUUCUAACUAGUUUUCAUUUUUGUAACUGGUAGACUAGACCUUCCUUAAACUGUUAGAAAUAAAGGCUCAGCCGGAUUUGUGAGAAUAAAAUUCAACAGAGUAGAUUAGUUACCAUGUGUUUAUUGUGCCAAUGGGAAUUGUAAUUUACCAAAGAGAAAUACAUAAUUUGCUUGGUCUUAAAGAAAAGGAAAACCCUCUUGCAAAUAAAAAAAACUUCCCAAAUUA